Cebus imitator (Panamanian white-faced capuchin) is the source of this 1392-nucleotide messenger RNA. RefSeq names its product NCCRP1, F-box associated domain containing (gene NCCRP1). Gene Ontology annotation, molecular function: ubiquitin protein ligase activity. The transcript is spliced from 6 exons. Lineage: Eukaryota; Metazoa; Chordata; Mammalia; Primates; Cebidae. Gene Ontology annotation, cellular component: cytoplasm; SCF ubiquitin ligase complex. Gene Ontology annotation, biological process: SCF-dependent proteasomal ubiquitin-dependent protein catabolic process; glycoprotein catabolic process. Bases 23 to 832 code for a protein of 269 amino acids. The record is from RefSeq and is a predicted model, not a curated record.
GACAGUCGCGCAGCCUCGAGGGAUGGAGGAGGUGCGCGAAGGACGCGCGCUCGGUGGCAGGAUGGAGGCCGACGGGCCCGCGAACCCCCAGGAGCUGCCCCCCUCGCCACGGUCGCCGUCACCGCCGCCGUCGCCGCCAUCGCCCGCGGCCCCAGAGACCCCGGAGACCCCCGAGCUCCCCGAGCCGGAGCAGCCAUCCGAGGCCCACGCGCGGCAGCUGCUGCUGGAGAAGUGGGGGCCGCUGAGCGGGACCCUGGACCUGCCCCCGCGCCUCACCUGGAAGCUGCUCCUGCUUCGGAGGCCGCUCUACCGCAACCUGCUGCGAUCGCCCAACCCCGAAGGCAUCAACAUUUAUGAGCCAGCGCCCCCUACUGGUCCCACCCAGCGACCCCUGGAGACUCUGGGGAAUUUCCGCGGCUGGUUCAUUAGAACCGAGAAACUCCAGCAGAACCUAAGCUGGACCGUGAAGCAGCAGUGCGUGGACCUCCUGGCUGAGGGCCUGUGGGAGGAGCUGCUGGAUGACGAGCAGCCAGACAUUACCGUCAUGGACUGGUUUGAGGACAGCCGGCUGGACACGUGCGUCUAUGAGCUGCACGUCUGGCUGCUGGCGGCCGACCGCCGCACAGUCAUUGCUCAGCACCACGUGGCCCCCCGGACUUCUGGGAGAGGCCCCCCUGGCCGCUGGGUCCAGGUGUCCCACGUAUUCCGUCAUUAUGGUUCCGGCGUGCGCUUCAUCCACUUCCUGCACAAGGCCAAGAACCGCAGGGAGCCUGGCGGGCUGCGGCGGACACGGGUGACCGACUCCUCUGUGUCUGUGCAGCUCCGGGAGUGACUGGCUGGCUCCACAUCUGUUCUGACCCCAUGGCACCCCUCCCUGACCUUUAGAAACCCCUAACCCUUAGCCACCUCCUAGGCCCCUUAUUCCUGCCUGGCCCCCUGGCUCCUCUCUUGAUUGACAGCUUCAUACACUCCUGAACAGUGGACUCUGGCCUUUCCCAGCACUCGCUGAGCCCCAUGAGGGCAGAGCCACGCCUUGUAAAUUCAGUGCCUGACAGAUGCUCUGGCGGGUGCUCCGUAGUUCUCUGCUGAGUGAAUGCAUAGACACCUGUGCCCAAGGAUGCUGAAUGCUUUGAACUCCACUGAAAUGGAUUGCUCACUGCCGUGUCGCUGGCACCACCCAGCCCAGGACUGUGCACAGGGUGGGUGGAGCGAAUGUGUGUUGAAGGGGGAAUGGAACCAUUCACCUCACUCAGUUCCUGCCCCAUUUACCCGCCCCUGAUCCUUGAUCUUCCAUGAUCUUCACAACCCGGGGACCUUCUGACCCUGACCUCUGAUCUCUUCACACAUCUCCCUUUAGCAUCUCCACUUACCUAUUCUCCAUCUCUCUCUUUU